AGUGAGGAAAAUCAUCAUCAUCGGUCCCGCUAGUGUGCUAAUCGGUCCUGACUGUUUUUGUAUAUUUUUGGACGUCCAAGAGUGUUGAUAUGUUAUUUUAUCGUUGGAACCCGUCGCUGCAAUAGCAAAAUCUGCUGCUCGCUCGUGCUCUCGUUUUGCCGCCGCCUGUUUGUGCCCAAUUUUGCACCACAGAACAUCGUCCUCAGUCAGCCAGCAGAGCCACUAGUCAGUGUCGGCGCCGCACCGGUGGUGGAUGUGUUUUUUGUUAUUUAUGAUAAUAAAGUGAAAUUUUGAUUGAAAACAAUGUCGGUGUGAUAUGUACCUUCGACCGUCUAGCCUUUUUCGUAAAUGGUCCGGGGUUUUUAUUAUUAUUGGAAGCAAGACGAUUAGUGACAGUGUGUGAGUGGACUCGAACGUGGAGAAAACCAGUUUAGCGGCAUAAAAACAUCUGCAAAAAACUUGUUGUGGUAGAUAAUAUUGUUGUGAAUAACAAAUUUAGCUGUUUAAACUACAAACAAACAGCAAGUGAUCCGGUGGAGACACGAGACCACCUCAUCGAUAAGACCUGAGUGUUUGGACAGUGUAACGAAGAUGCAUACUUUGUUUACGGAUCAAAAUACUUUCUCGCGGCACUAUGGGCACGUACAGCCAGGAUACCCGACAAACACUGGAACCAUGGCACCGGCCCAUCACUACCCGUACGAUCAAUACUCGAGAUAUCCGUACGCCGGGUCGGCAUAUGCCCUCACGGCGGCCCACCAAAACAAGGAAAUGGUAAAGCCGCCGUACUCCUACAUUGCUCUAAUUGCAAUGGCUAUACGGGACGCAGCUGAUAAGAAGAUCACUCUGAAUGGGAUUUAUCAGUACAUCAUGGAGCGUUUUCCGUAUUACCGGGAUAAUAAGCAAGGUUGGCAGAACUCUAUUCGUCAUAAUCUUAGUUUGAACGAAUGUUUUGUGAAGGUGCCUCGUGACGAUAAGAAGCCAGGUAAGGGAAGCUACUGGACGUUGGAUCCCGACUCUUACAACAUGUUUGAUAAUGGAUCUUAUCUUCGUCGUCGGCGGCGCUUCAAGAAAAAGGAUGCGCUCAGGGAGAAAGAAGAAAUGAUGAAGCGUCAAAGUAUGAUGCUUGAAGACAAGAUUAGUGAUUUGAAACCUUUGAAAAUGAUGGGCGGUUCUCAUUUAGACGGCAAACAACUUAGUCAUCAGUUUAAACGGGAACCUGGUCUUGAUCUCGCAACUCAAUGCAUGGUAAAGGAUGGUCUGACUCCUACCAUUCUGAAUUCCUGUCACGAUACUCUUGCCACCCAAAUGAACCAUCUUUCUACGGGCGAACACGGUUUUACGGUGGAUUCUUUGAUGAACGUUUACAACCCGCGACUUCAUCACACAUCCUAUCCGUACCACUUCAACGAGGAUCAGUUGGUUACGACAUCAUCGCAGUUCCGUCACCAGCACAGCUCCGCUCAUCAUCCGCCUCCGCAUGGUGGUUGGUACACUCCGGAGACACCACCGGAAUCGAUCGGUAAUACCUCCGGGGGCAGUUCGUCGACUCCAACCAUUCCCACCUCGACGCAUCAUUCGUCCGGCUUUCGGGAUAUGGUGUUCGAGCAUAGCCAAACCAACUGCCAGCUGGAUACGGGCAGUCCCAGUAACAGCAUAACCUCCGCCAGCCCACCAGUGAUUCCGGGUACGACAAGCAGUUCCGCAGUAGCUGCAGCCGCCGUGGCAGCCGGGCAUCUGACCGCCGGAAACCUGAGCCAUCUAGGACACUAUCGGUCACACGUCGGCUACUACCAGGAUUGUGGUAUCAAGUACGUGUAAAGGUAUCCGGGGCUUCAGGCUAUGGGUUAUUCAAUUCGACUCUCACGCUAGGUGCUCUCUUGCUGAAGUGCGCUCGAAAGCAUCAAUCAUCUUUCGACGAUUUCUUGUUGUAGAGAGACCAUAUGCGCUCUUCAUCUCGAGAAGCUUCUUCGCCGAAAAUGAGUGCUGGUUGGCCUUGAAAAAUGUUUUACAGUCGUGCUUCUAUAUGGGAGUUUCCCUGCUGUACUGCGUCCAACAGGGCCCCAAAACCGGUUAGACAAUUUUUCCUUACUUCAUUCGCUAUUAACAUCAAUACCGGACCCUAUUGCAGAAAAGUUUCCAGAUAAAUUAGCUUCAUUAUUCAGGCAAGAGAGCACUUCCUGAGGAGAUCUGAACCCGGCGAAGAAAGUGAGUAAAAUUUAUGCGAAAUCCAAUGACUGACGUGCUGAUUUAAUUUAUUUCCAAUUUCCGUUCGUAACAUUAAGAACUUGUAAUUGAGCAUCUCAUUCCUGAAUUUCAGUUUUUUUUUAAAUGAUACACAAAACGAAGAGAUACGGUAUACAAAUAGCAAUUUGUAAAAUUCGUUAUAGUUGUUCAAACUUUGACAUUUUAUUGGACUUUGUAAAUGUUACAUACAUUUCCGAAAUAGGAAAUACCAGCGUAAGAAAUACGUUUUCUUGAAACAAAUUAUUAAACACCUUGUACAUAGUAAAAAGUAAGUCACUUCGUAAACGAUAAUGUCGAAUUGAUCGCCAAAAAAAACCAUGACAAACCAGCUUAUCUCUGUGUGUGCGUGUAUAAAAAUAUCACUAUAAAAAGCAACCACUUGAAUUUCGAAAUCAUCAGCAGAGCAGAUCAGAGCGAGAGCAAACAAUAGCGGUUAGGUAAACGUGCAAAUAUGAUUUUCGAACCAUAGCAAACAAGAUUAAACUGUUAGGCAAACGAUGUGAUGUAUCAUAACGAAACUGUGAGUUUACGCGUAUGAAGAUGCACGAAUGUGUCAGUGUGAGUUCCGUCGGCGCCUCGCAACUGUGAUUGAGUUCCAAAUAGAGUCGGGAAAAUCCGUAGCGAAUCUUUUGUUUCUUUACUUUAUCCAGCUAGAUCUGAAUUUCCAUUUUGUUUAUGCUUUAUAACUUUUGACGGUUUGUCGAAAACCGAACAGAUGCACGACCGGAAUCGAGUUUGUAUAUUGAAGGUGAGCAAAAAGGUUCAGAGAUCCAUAGGGAGAGGCAGAUAUAAUGCCAAUACUGAAAAUUUGUGGAAAAAAUGAGGAUAGGCUAAUUAUUCUACUGUGUAUAAUAUUUAUAAAUUAGAUGAACAGGACACGGUUAUUCUUUUUAAAUUAAUAUACGUGCAUUGCAGGAUAGUGUAUUAUAAAACUAGUAUUUAACAAUAGAUUCAAAUUAUUAUCAUAAUACGACACCGGUGAAAAUGAAAACAUGAAU
Molecule: messenger RNA, 3245 nt
Organism: Topomyia yanbarensis
Lineage: Eukaryota; Metazoa; Arthropoda; Insecta; Diptera; Culicidae
Gene: croc
Product: fork head domain-containing protein crocodile
Exons: 1
Coding region: 592-1821 (409 amino acids)
Biological process (GO): cell differentiation; anatomical structure morphogenesis; regulation of transcription by RNA polymerase II
Molecular function (GO): RNA polymerase II cis-regulatory region sequence-specific DNA binding; DNA-binding transcription factor activity, RNA polymerase II-specific
Source: RefSeq, a predicted model, not a curated record